AAAAACUGUAACAGAUAUUGAAUCGACUCCAUCAACAGCAAUUAACAAAUGCUACCAGAUAGUUUUUAAUACAAAAACUGAAUAUUCUGGUUUAGCCAUAAUAGGAUUCAAAAAUAAGAAUAUUAUCAAACAAUUAAUCAACGAUAUA
This is a messenger RNA of Racocetra persica, 148 nucleotides long. NCBI's taxonomy places the organism in Eukaryota, Fungi, Glomeromycota, Glomeromycetes, Diversisporales, Gigasporaceae. The record is from the annotation of a GenBank genome assembly.